GCUGCGUGGAUUUCCCGGAUGGAGCUGCGGCGCCAUCUUCACGCCUCUGCUCACCGGUGGGUCUUCGGCUCAGCGGAGCGACAGAGCUGUUGCUGAUCCACCGCCAGGACUCUCCGAGCAGCCCGAUUAUCGUCCCCUGUUUCCCCACCGGGACGCUGAACGCAGCCCUCCCCGCUACCGGAGCACCAUGGCGGACAGAGAGAACCUGGUGUACCAAGCAAAACUGGCCGAGCAAGCGGAGAGAUACGAUGAAAUGGUGGAGUCGAUGAAGAAGGUGGCCAGCAUGGACGUGGAGCUGACGGUGGAGGAGAGGAACCUUCUCUCCGUCGCCUAUAAGAACGUGAUCGGCGCGCGGCGAGCGUCCUGGAGGAUCAUCAGCAGCCUGGAGCAGAAGGAGGAGAACAAGGGCGGCGAGGACAAGCUGAAGAUGAUCCGGGAAUAUCGGAAAACGGUUGAGAAAGAGCUGAAAUCAAUCUGCAACGACAUCCUGGAUGUUCUGGACAAACACCUCAUCUUAGCAGCAACCACCGGAGAAUCCAAGGUUUUCUACUACAAAAUGAAGGGAGACUACCACCGGUACCUGGCGGAGUUCGCCACGGGCAACGACAGGAAGGAGGCGGCGGAGAACAGCCUGGUGGCGUACAAGGCGGCCAGCGACAUCGCCAUGAUCGAACUUCCUCCAACGCACCCCAUCCGCCUCGGCCUGGCACUCAACUUCUCCGUUUUCUACUAUGAAAUCCUGAAUUCGCCGGACCGGGCCUGCAGGUUGGCGAAGGAGGCGUUCGAUAACGCCAUCGCGGAGCUGGACACACUGAGCGAGGAAAGCUACAAAGACUCCACACUUAUCAUGCAGUUGCUACGGGACAACUUGACGCUAUGGACCUCAGACGUUCAGGGAGACGGUUGAUUUGUCGUCGUCAUGGUAACUCCCCUAAGCUACCACUGUUUCUGUCUCACAAUGCGUUUUCCCUCCUACUGACCUCACCAGCACUCUAACAGCGCCCCUCCCAGCAUGGUGCCACGUUGCCAGCAGCAGGUUAGCCUCUGAAGCUAACAGGAGUCAUGCUGUUUGUUUCACUGGGGUGCUUGAUGUGAAGUUUUUCCAUCACCACUAAUGGGGAAAAUGGGUCGUGUUUUCUUAAAGGGACAGUUCACUCUUUUUCAGGUGCUCUAAUCAGAAUCUCUGAGCAUCUUCAGUUUGAGGUGACAUGUCAUCAGUAAACACUACGUUAUGUUAUGGCUGUUUAUGCCAUGGUAGAAUAUACCAUGGUAUAUGUUAGCAUGGCUACUAGUAUAGUAUACCUAUACUAUAUUAUCACUAUAUAUGCUCUCCUAUGUUAGUAUGUGUUAUGGUAUGUCUAUCUGCAUAUCCAUUCCUGUAUUAUGGACAUUUAUACUAUAUAUAUGUUAGUAUAUACCUAUACUAUGUUAUACUAGGUUCCCGCUGUCGUAGGCGUUUCCUCCAGACUAAACUUCUACAGUUAUUUUAACUUUAUAAUCUUGUUUUGUUGCUCUGCUCCUCACUGAACUGUUAGCUUUAAAACUGAAGAUGCUGAAA
Poecilia latipinna (sailfin molly) is the source of this 1558-nucleotide messenger RNA. RefSeq names its product 14-3-3 protein epsilon. The transcript is spliced from 6 exons. Bases 188 to 907 code for a protein of 239 amino acids. NCBI's taxonomy places the organism in Eukaryota, Metazoa, Chordata, Actinopteri, Cyprinodontiformes, Poeciliidae. The record is from RefSeq and is a predicted model, not a curated record.